This is a messenger RNA of Drosophila kikkawai, 1927 nucleotides long. RefSeq names its product Heat shock protein 60D (gene Hsp60D). Gene Ontology annotation, molecular function: ATP binding; ATP-dependent protein folding chaperone; protein-folding chaperone binding. Gene Ontology annotation, biological process: mitochondrial unfolded protein response; apoptotic mitochondrial changes; protein import into mitochondrial intermembrane space. The record is from RefSeq and is a predicted model, not a curated record. Gene Ontology annotation, cellular component: mitochondrial matrix; mitochondrial inner membrane. Lineage: Eukaryota; Metazoa; Arthropoda; Insecta; Diptera; Drosophilidae.
AUUUUCUGUUUCUGUUUCCAAACAUGCUAGAAAGCGUACUUACUGAUCAAAAGGUCAUUUUAAUUUUUAAUCUAUUUGGAACAUUCUCAAAAUUGAUGACCCAACACAGUGGAAUUGAGAAUUAUGUUCAGGAUGCUUAGUCGCAUAAUCCUGAAUCGGUGCAUCUGUGCACGCAACUACGCGAAGGACGUAAGGUUCGGAAGGGAGGCCCGCAGCCUGCUCCUGCGGGGUGUGAAUAUUAUGGCCAAUGCUGUGGCCACCACCCUGGGACCGAGGGGCAGGAACGUGCUCAUUGAGCAGCUACUAAUCUCUCCGCGGAUCACCAAGGACGGCGCUACGGUUGCGAACAAUGUGCAGCUGAAGGACCGACGCUGGAACCUGGGCGCCCAGCUGCUUCGUCAGGCGACCAACGAUACCAAUAAUGAGGUGGGCAACGGCACGACCCUGGCCACGAUUCUGGCCCGCGGCAUGGCCUGUCAGGGCAUUCAGGCGACCCGCGCAGGUCAAGUCAACGUCCAGCUGCUGCGCGAGGGCAUUCUGGAGGGAUCUCGGGUGGUGUGCGAGGCCUUGAGCGAGAUGUCCGAGUCGGUGGUGAACAUCGGGCAGGUGGAGGCCGUGGCUAAGAUGGCUUUGAAUGGCAACGAGCGCCAGGCCGAGCUGAUUGGCGAUACGAUCCUGGAGCUAGGCGAGGACGGAGUCAUCCUUCUGAAGGAGUCGCACGGCAGCGAAGACGAGGUUAAGAUUCAGGAGGGCGUGUGUCUGCCCACCGGAUACUGUUCGCCCUUCUUUGCAAUGUCGGCUAAUGGCGAUACCCUUGAACUGGGCAACUGCCUACUGUUGCUCACGUUGGCCAAGAUAGAUGAGGUUAGCCAGAUUCUGCCAGCCUUGGAGAUGGCCAAGGUUAGGCAGCAGCCUCUCCUGAUUAUAGCCCCGCACUUCGCCAGCGAGGUGCUGAGGGUUCUGGUCCACAACCUCCUGCAGGGUCGUGUUCAGGUGUGUGCCGUUAAGGCCCCCGGGUUCGGCGAGGAGCAGCGAGAGCAGAUGCGAGAUCUGGCCGUGGCGAUGGGUGCCAAUCUGCUGGAGGACGCCACCUGGCUGGCAAAGCUCACAGAAGAGGACCUUGGGGAGGUUGUCUCCGCGAUCGUAGAUGCAAAGAAAACGCACAUUCUGGAGCCGAUUAACGCAAAAGAGGAAGAUAUGGAGGGCCGGAUCGAGCAUAUCCGUGAGCUAAUCGAGGAGGCCGUCACAGACCAGGAACUAAACCAGCUAAACACGCGUUUGGGCCGCCUGCAGGGCCAUCUGGCCACCAUCUAUGUGGGCGGGAGCUCUGAGCUGGAAGUAACCGAGCGGAAGGAUCGCUUCAAGAACGCCCUGCUAGCAGUUCGAGGGGCCAUUCGAGAUGGCGUUGUUCCCGGUGGCGGUUGCGCCUACCUUCGCUGCAUUCCCGCCCUCCAAAAGCUGCCAUCGGCGCAAGUGCCGGAGCAUCAGAUGGGCAGGGAGAUCGUAAGGGACGCGCUGCGCUUGCCCUGCUACACGAUUGCCCUCAACGCGGGGGCGGAUCCCGACGAAGUUGUCCGGAGAGUGCUCGCCGGAAGUGGAACCUUUGGGUUCGAUGCGGCCAACGGGGAUUUCUGCGAUCUUGCUGCCCGCGGGAUUGUCGAUCCCACAAACGUGCUGCAAGCCGCCGUCGGCGUUGCGGCGGGAAUAGCCUCCCUGCUGGCCACCACCGAGGUGCUCAUCACCGAACAACCAGUCAAGCGCAAAAUACCGAAAAAUCAAGUUACUCGGGAUCUGGCAAAACUUGUUGGAAUGUAAAUAGUUGGUGGCAAGCCUUAUAUCUGUACAAUUUCAAAUUAUGUGGUCAACUGUUUCUAGAAUUUUUUUUAGUUCAUGGCGUCGCGACGUUAAUAAAGUAGUGCAAAUAUAA